AUGUACUUGUGUUUGGAGGCUUUCUUCAUCGUCGUACAUAUUUUCUCUCAUUCUAACUGCUAUAUACAGCGAGGUUUGGAAGAUCCAUACGCUGAAACACCUAAAUGUGAACCUAUACGUAUAAAGGCUUGCCAGGAUCUACCAUACAACAUCACUAUAUUCCCAAAUGAUAUGGGGCACGCUACUCAAGAUGAUGCCGCCCAGGAAAUCGGUCAAUAUACACCAUUAGUUCGAACUACUUGCAGUUCUUCCUUAAAAUUGUUUUUAUGCUCAUUAUUUUUCCCUGUCUGCACUGGAAUGAAAAAACCGUUACCUCCUUGUCGAUCUUUGUGUGAACAAAACCGUAAGGACUGUGAACCACUUAUGCGGGGUUUUCACUUUGAGUGGCCAGAAAUAAUGAAUUGUGAUCGUUUCCCAGAAGAUUCGUUGUGUAUAGCUGAAAAUAAGACAGAAAAACGGGUUUCUAAGGAACCUUCGUUCGUGUGCCCUGUUCAUAUGAGAGUUCCUCCGAGUUUCGAAUUCCGUAUAAGAAUGAGCAGGAAUCAAAUCAUUCAAGACUGUGGAAUUCCUUGCGGUGAUUUCCUUUUUGGCGAUUCGUCUUCCAGGAAAUUUUCUCGCUUGUGGAUCGGUCUCUGGAGUUUCUUGUGUGCAGCAUCCACGUCAUUUACAGUUCUCACCUUCCUCAUUGAUAUGCCUCGAUUUCAGUACCCCGAGAGACCGAUAAUAUUCUUGUCAGCUUGUUACCUGAUGGUGGCUCUGACAUACGUUGCAGGUUUUAUUUUAAAUGAUGGUGUCGCUUGCUCUGGGCCUUUUCCAGCACCACAAUCUCUCAGUGGUCAAAUUGAAAUGCCGCGACUCGUUACUCAGGGAACAAAGUUUGAAGGAUGCAUCAUUUUAUUCAUGUUGCUUUACUUCUUUUCUAUGGCUAGUUCUAUUUGGUGGGUGGUUUUAACAAUCACUUGGUAUCUAGCUGCUAAAUGUCAUUGGGCACAUGAAGCUAUAUCACGUAAUGCACAGUAUUUACACUUUGCUGCAUGGGCUAUUCCAGCUGCUAAAACAAUUGGAAUAUUAGCUUUGGGAAAGGUUGACGGCGAUCCACUGUCUGGUGUAUGCUUUACCGGAUUAACAGAUCCAGUUAUACUGAGAGCAUUUUUAAUUGCCCCAUUAUGUUUGUAUCUUCUGAUUGGAACUUGUUUCCUGUUUGCUGGUUUUGUAUCAUUAUUUAGAAUUCGUACAAUCAUUAAAACUGGAGGUUCAAAAACUGAUGACUUAGAGAAAUUAAUUAUGCGAAUUGGUGUAUUUAGUUUACUGUACAUUGUACCAGCACUAGUAGUAAUCGCCUGUUAUUUACAUGAAUCUAGAAUGUCUGAAAAAUGGAUGCUUACAUGGUAUACAACUGAAGUAUGUCGUAAAGUGGAUCCUAAUCAACUAGCCGAUUCUAUAUGUCCUGGACAUUUCAAACGACUGGUUGAAGCCGGUAGUUCAUCCCGAUCAGACAUUUCCGAUAUUUCUGUUAGUCAAAAUAUAUUUGACAAAAUAUCUGCAUUAGAAAAACCCGAAUUCGAAUUAUUUAUGAUUAAAUAUCUUAUGACAUUGAUUGUUGGUAUAACAAGUGGUGUUUGGAUAUGGAGUGGAAAAACACUUGUAUCAUGGAAACGUUUCUUCGCACGAGUUUUCCGUCGUCGUAGUUGUUGUGAUAACAAAAAUAUCGAUCUAACUGCUUCAAGUACACGUUCCGGUCUUGUCGUAGCUAGACGAGGUGUUCAGUCGAAUGCUCUACCAACUGGUGUAACAUCAAAUCCUGGUUCUGUUCCCUUAUUAACACGUACAAUACAAUCAUCUCACCCAGUACAACCGUAUAUUUUCAGUCAGGAUACAACAACAACUACUAGUGGAUGGGCAUCAAGAGGUGCACCAUCUGGAGUAACUGCACCACCAGAUAUUUCGUCAACUCCCGUGAGUUAUGCUGCCCAACCUAACUGGUUAGCUGCUAGUCCAAAUUCAGUUCAGAUUAAUGCUGGCCUACAAACUGGUAUGAUAAAUACAAAUGCACAGAGUGUCGUGCCUACUAAUUCUGGUCUAGGCUUACUGUAG
This is a messenger RNA of Schistosoma guineensis, 2094 nucleotides long. The record is from the annotation of a GenBank genome assembly. Lineage: Eukaryota; Metazoa; Platyhelminthes; Trematoda; Strigeidida; Schistosomatidae.